UUUAUAGGGAGUAGGAACACUCUUUUCUCCAUCCUCGCUCAAAACUCUCACAACAACAACAAUGGCAGCACAAAAUACCAGUCCCAGUUAUCACAAACAACCCAAUAAUCUUUCCUUCUCUGAUCAGCUCAAAACCUACACAAAGCUUGUAAUUUCCAAAUCAGUGUACCUCUUCAUCAUCCCUGCAAUUCUUUGUGCUCCAAUCCACCACCUCUCAGCUCUUUACUUCGACCAAACAACCAUAACUCAGCUCUACAAAUAUUAUGCAAACGGUCGUUGUUCUUUCAUCGUCGGGUUCGUCUCCUUGUCUUCAUUAUUAAUGGGAACCAUAUACAUUUUCACCACAAUCGUGCGUCGUCCUAGAAGGGUUUACUUGGUGGACUUCGCGUGUUACAAGCACGACCCGUCGUUCCUCAUCUCCAGGGAUAGUAUUUGCCGGAGACUGGAGACUGUUGUAAGCCCUGAAAGCACUGAAUUUUGUAGAAAAGUGAUGGAGAAAUCUGGAGUUAGUAAUAAUGUGUUUGUUUAUGGCUGGAACCAGUUCCCACCGAAAUCCGCUUUCGACUGUGGCCGGGGGGAGGCGGAGACUGUGAUAUCCGGAGCUGUGGGUGAUCUCUUGGCGAAAACUGGGGUGAACCCUCGUGAUAUUGGAGUGGUUAUAGUGAAUAUCUCGACGUUCAAUCCAGUGCCGUCACUUUCCGCCAUGAUCGUUAACCGAUACAAGCUUAGAGAUGAUGUGCUGAGCUACUGCUUGGGCGGCAUGGGCUGCAGUGCUGGAGUGAUUGCUGUGGACCUCGCCAAAUGCCUUCUACAGGUUCGACCAAAAACCUACGCCCUAGUUAUGAGUUUAGAGAGCCCAACCUCAAGCUAUUAUGUGGGUGACGACAGAUCAAAACACAUCUCCAAUUGCCUCUUUCGCAUGGGUGGCGCCGCACUCCUUUUAUCCAACCGAUACUCGGACUACCAAAGAUCGAAAUACGAACUCGAGCACACCGUCCGCACCCACCAUGGUGCGGACGACAAGGCCUACACAUGCGCAUUCCAAGAAGCAGACGAUGAAGGAAACCUCGGCCUAUCAAUAUCGAAAGACCUAACGGCAGUUGCAGGAAAAGCCCUGAAAGCAAACAUCGCAGCUCUUGGGCCACUAGUCCUUCCCAUCUCCGAGCAACUCUUGUUCCUCGCCAACAAUAUGGUGAGGAAAUUAUUCAAAAUUAAAGGCAUAAGCCCAUACGUUCCUGAUUUCAAGCUCGCCUUCGAUCAUUUCUGUAUCCAUACCGGCGGAAAGGCUGUGUUGAAUGAGGUGGAGAAGAAUUUGAACCUCACAAAAUGGCAAAUGGAGCCGUCUAGAAUGACGCUUUACAGGUACGGUAAUACUUCAAGUAGUUCGAUUUGGUAUGAACUUGCAUAUGCAGAAGCGAAAGGGCGAAUCCAGAGAGGUGACUGCAUCUGGCAGAUUGCGUUUGGAACGGGUUUCAAGUGUGGCAGUGCAGUGUGGCGUGCGUUGAGGACUAUCGAUCCUGCCAGAGCGGACAACCCCUGGAGCGAUGUCAUUGAUCACUUUCCCAUCAACGUCACCAACUGAGUUUGUACUUGUAGUUUAAUUAUUUUGGAAAAGUCCACAGAUAUAUAUGACCUUAUGUUAUAAAUUGGUGAAAUUGUGUAUUUCGUAUUUUAUGUAAUUAUAACUGAGGUGCAAAACUUAUAGCACUUGUGUUUGAGGCCUUGUUUUGAUAGAUUGGAUUAAACAUGAUAGGACACUUUCAUGCCUAAUCCAAUAUAUAGUUUGGUGAUUAUAUCCCAACUAAUAAGGGAUUAGAAAUUAA
This is a messenger RNA of Sesamum indicum (sesame), 1823 nucleotides long. RefSeq names its product 3-ketoacyl-CoA synthase 20. Gene Ontology annotation, molecular function: acyltransferase activity, transferring groups other than amino-acyl groups. NCBI's taxonomy places the organism in Eukaryota, Viridiplantae, Streptophyta, Magnoliopsida, Lamiales, Pedaliaceae. Gene Ontology annotation, cellular component: membrane. The record is from RefSeq and is a predicted model, not a curated record. Gene Ontology annotation, biological process: fatty acid biosynthetic process.